Messenger RNA from Polychytrium aggregatum, 12782 nucleotides. RefSeq names its product dynein heavy chain and region D6 of dynein motor-domain-containing protein. Gene Ontology annotation, biological process: microtubule-based movement. The record is from RefSeq and is a predicted model, not a curated record. Lineage: Eukaryota; Fungi; Chytridiomycota; Chytridiomycetes; Polychytriales. The annotation marks the transcript as partial. Gene Ontology annotation, molecular function: ATP hydrolysis activity; dynein light intermediate chain binding; minus-end-directed microtubule motor activity. Gene Ontology annotation, cellular component: dynein complex. The transcript is spliced from 11 exons.
CUCUUCAGCGAGUUCCUGACGCGUCCGCAAGACUUCCUGGACGGCGAUCUCUUCGGUGCCCCUGUGCCUCCAGGCCAGAGCGACUUUGCCCUCCCAACCCUGCCCAAGGCCAAGAGCUUCAAGCGAGUCGGCUUCGUUAAAAGCAAGCCGGUCUUGGAUCGCUCAGCUCUGGCCGCGUCCAAAAUCACCACUGGCUCGGGUCUGACUCUCCGAUCUGGAAAACGCGUCGCACUCUACCAAAAGUCGCUCGAGCCCAAGGUCAUGGUGCCGUUCGAGUCCAAGCCCGGACAGACGCCCCGCAAGAUCGAAAUUGAGCGCAAGAAGCGCAUCUUUUCUGUCCAGCGCGUCGAGCGCCUGAUUCUCCAAGAAUUCAAUGAGCAGUCCAAGCACGACCGUCUCCUCAAGACCCUCGACAAUGCCUUUUUCCAGCCGGCACCGGAUCCCGAGGUCGCGGAGGGGAGCACCACCGCGAUCAGCGCCGUUCCUGAAAAGGCACCACAAGUCCCCGCGCGUAACGACUACGUGCGCAUGCUGGAUCUUCAUUUUUUCGACGACAGCGAGUUCGAUCCACGGAUCAAUGAAGAGUGGCUCGACAUGACCAACAGCCCAUUUGUCCACUCCGCUGAGCCUCCGGUCGGGGCGCCCGUUCAGUCCGGCGACGUCUAUCGCAGCUGCGCCGUUCCGGUCCCAGCCAAAGCUCAAGAUCAGCCUGGCGAAUGGCGGGACUGCGUCGUACUUGGAUUCCACCCCCGUGUCCAGAUGUGGAAGAUCAAAUGGAAGCGUAGAGACGGCUGGGACAUCCCCUCCGACGCCGAUGUUGAUGAGGACGAUGAUGACGACGAUGACGACGACGAGGAGGAGGAUCCCGGGCUCGGCGGUCCCGGAACUCACGCUGAUGUCACUGUUCUCUUCAAUCGCAGAGUGAACCUGAUGUUCUUGGCCGAGGAUCCGUUCAACUUCUCCAAGCGUGUCAUUCAGGCCCACAGACUGCGUGCUGAAACGAUUCUUCAGCUGCAAUACAACUUUUAUGUUGACUGCAUGCCGAUCGAGAACUCUAUCCAGCUUUCUCCGCCACAGCUUUCCAAAAUAACCUCGGUCGCCACCAGUAAUGGAGCAAAGUACAGGAGGGUCCUCGACCCGGGAAACCCCGCCGGCGCCAGGCUCUUGAACGAGAUCCGUCUGGAUUACUCGCGAGCGAUGAACAAGGAACUGUUUGAUCGGGUGGUGAGAUCCAAUCCAAACAGCGGCAUUUAUGCCAGUCUGACACUCCCUCCAACCCCAACUCCCAAACCGAUACCAGAAUAUGCCACCGCCUGGGUUCCGCGAUACGACUUUGACAAGUACCAGAAGCAAUUCUCUUUUUCGUCUCUCCUGACCAAGCCCGAGGUCAUCAAGACCAUGACAAAGAUCCGAAUCGAGUCUGACAAGCUCUGGGUGACAGGGCUCUUCGUCACCAACAUCACCAAGAUCGUCAAGAUCGACGAGUUUGAGCAGAUGCAAAAUCAGUCCUUGCAGAACAUCAAAUCUUUCCUGAAGGACAGCUGGCUGACCACCCUGAAGACUAUUAUCAAAAUCGGAUUCAAGGACGUUGGAAAGGGAUGGUACAACAUGCAAGAGAGCAAUAUGGAGGUCUACAAAAUCUCCAAGCUGCGCAAGUUCAUGACCUCAGUCAAGUUCAUCAUGCAAGAUUCGAUCCGCUUCAUGGUCCUCAACUCCAUGGCUGACUUUAUCAAGAUGAUCGCAACCGUCAGCACCCAGAAGGUGUUCAUCAACGGCACAAACGAGGUCAAGAUUGUGGACAACGAGAAGCCGACGAAUAUUGCUUCCUCCGCCGCUGCUGCUGCGCCUGGCGCUUCCGAAAACAACUCCAAGAAGCCUCUCUUCAUGAUCGACAUGGUCUUCCGUCAGGGCAAAGUGACCUACGCCACGGAUCUGUCCAUGUACGAACACGCAAUUCUCACCUGCUUUGACAAGGCCUUGUCGGUUGUUGAAGGUAUCCCAGAGCUAGAGCCCAUCGUCAUGGAUCAAAUCUUCUGGGCAACCAAGCCCAUGAUUCAGACCCCGCAUGCCACCGAGCCCUAUAUUCGGUCACAGCGCCAAAUCCUUGUCCAAGCCAUCCACCACGGCAUGGUCCCGCUUGAGCAGUAUAUCCGGCAGUACGACAAGCAUCUCAAGCUCCUCAACCUCGAUAUUGCCCAGUACAGCCAGGAGUACGAGGCCGAGGAUCGCUCCGUCGAGCAGAUGGAGCGCGACAUUAUCCGACAUAUGCAGGACUGGGAGAUCCUCGACAAAAACAUCCCCAGCCACAUCAACUUGGGUCUAUUCUGGGUCAGCUGCGAAUCGAUCCGCUCGGCGAUGCGCAAGGACCUCGCCCGCGUUGUCCUCGACAUCCUUUCGAAAAAGACGGCCAAGCAAGCGCAGAACAUUGCCCAGGCGUUCUCACAGGUGCAGCAGCGACUCAAGGACAAGCCUCUCAAGAUCGAGGAGCUCACAGAGCUGCGCGAGUACAUGAAGACUGUGCCAGAUGUCUGCCGAGCCCAGAAUGGACAGAUCCUCGAGAUGCUGCACAACUUUGAGAUCCUUGAGAAGUAUCGGUACGAGCUGUCGAACGAAGACUUCAAGGCCAAAUGGAGUGCAUAUGCUUGGCCGAUGAAGAUCGAGGAUCUUGUUCGUGUCACCGAGGCAUCCCUUGAGGUGGACGAGGCGGCCUUCCUGCGAAACCUAGUCACCGACCAGGAAGUCUUCAAGGAGCGUCUCAGCAACCUCGGCACCGUCAUUGCCGAGUUCUCCAAGCACACGGACAUUGCGCGCAUCAACGAGAUUGUUUCAGAGGUGCACAAAGUCUCGAUCGAGCUGAAGGAGUGCCAGAAUCUCAUCACCUUGUUCAACUCACGCGAGCGACUCUUCAACAUGGAGGUCACCAAGUACGACGAGUCGGCCAACUAUUCCAAAGACUUUGAGCCAUACAAAAUCCUAUGGACCACCGCGAGCGACUGGCUGAAAUGGAAGCACCAGUGGCUCAACGGCUCGUUUCUGGAGCUCAAUGCCGAAGAAGUCGAAAAGAACCUCACCAACGCCUGGCGCAACAUGUUCAAGUCCGUCAAGACCUUCAAGAACGACACAGGCUGUCUGGCCGUCGCCACCCAAGUCAAGGACGAGAUGGACCAGUUCAAGCCGUAUCUCCCUCUGAUCCAGGCCCUGCGCAACCCGGGCAUGCGCGAUCGUCACUGGGACAAGCUCUCCGAGGACCUGGGCAUCAAGCUCCGUCCCGACGCCGACUUUACGCUGACAGAUGUGCUGAACCUGAAGCUGCUCGAGCGAGUCGACACCAUCACCAAGGUCUGCGACAUUGCCGGCAAAGAGUACUCGAUCGAGGCCGCCCUGGACAAGAUGGAUGCCGAGUGGCGAAGCAUCCAGCUCGACAUUCUUCCAUACAAAGACACCGGAACGUUCAUUAUGCGCGCGUCUGAAGAGACGGUGCGCUUGCUCGACGACCACAUUGUCAUGACGCAGUCGAUGAGCUUCUCGCCUUUCAAAAAGCCCUUUGCCGAGCGCAUCACUCUUUGGGAGUCCAAGCUCAAGACCGUCCAGGAAGUGCUGGAGGCUUGGAUGCAGUGCCAGCGCUCGUGGCUCUAUCUCGAGCCAAUCUUUGGCUCGGACGACAUUGUCACACAGUUGCCUGUCGAGAGCAAGCGCUUCACUACCAUGGAUCGCAACUGGCGCCGUAUAAUGGCCCAGGCGAAGGGAAAGCCAGGCGUUGUCGAGUUUUGCUCGGAUUACAAGCUUCUGGACUCGUUCCGCGAAUGCAACAAGCUGCUUGAGCUCGUGUCCAAAGGCCUUUCGGCAUAUCUUGAGAGCAAGCGCAUCGCGUUCCCGCGCUUCUUCUUCCUCUCCGACGACGAGCUCCUGCAGAUUCUGUCGCAGACCAAGGACCCGACUGCUGUACAGCCGCACCUCCGAAAGUGCUUCGAGAACAUUGCGUCGCUCGAGUUCCUUCCCGACAAACAAAUCGUGGCCAUGUUCUCAGCCGAAGGAGAGCGCAUCAACCUGGCCGAGCCGUUCUAUCCCAAGGGGCCGGUCGAGGAGUGGCUGCUCAGGGUCGAGGACCAAAUGCGCAAGAGUGUCAAGAAAGUCAUCAUGGAUGGUCUCGCAAGCUACCACCAAAAAGCUCGCACCGAAUGGGUGCUUGAGUGGCCCGGACAGUGUGUGCUGUCAGCCAGCCAGACAUACUGGACGAAAGAGGUCUCGGAUGCGCUCAAGACGGGCAAAGCCGGUCUGCUUGACCUCUUGAAAGUCCUCUUGGAUCAGUUGCAGGGUCUUGUAAAUCUCGUGAGAGGCGACCUUUCGUUCCUGAACCGCUUGGUGCUUGGCGAUUUGAUUGUGAUUGACGUGCACGCUCGCGAUGUUGUCAAGAAGCUCAUCGACUCCAACGUCGAAAACGAGAAUGACUUUGAAUGGAUCAGCCAGCUGCGCUACUAUUGGGAAGACAACGAGCUGCGCGUCAAGAUUGUCAACGCCAACUUCAAAUACGGUUAUGAGUAUCUCGGAAACACAGGCCGACUGGUUAUAACGCCACUGACCGAUCGCUGCUACCUGACCCUGACGGGAGCAAUCCACCUUGGCAUGGGUGGCGCGCCGGCUGGACCCGCCGGCACUGGCAAGACGGAGACAACCAAAGAUCUGGCCAAGGCGCUGGCCAAACAGUGUGUUGUGUUCAACUGCUCGGAUCAGCUGGAUUAUUUGGCCAUGGCCAAGUUCUUCAAAGGGCUGGCGGCAUCAGGAGCCUGGGCUUGCUUUGACGAGUUUAACCGCAUCGACAUCGAGGUGCUCUCGGUGAUUGCUCAGCAGAUCAUGACCAUCCAGAAGGCAUGCGCAGCUGGAGUGACCAAGUUUGUCUUUGAGGGGGUUGAGCUCCCUCUGGAUGCCACCAAUGCAAUCUUCAUCACCAUGAACCCUGGAUACGCUGGCCGCACCGAGUUGCCGGAUAACCUCAAGGCACUAUUCCGACCGAUGGCGAUGAUGAUUCCCAAUUACGUCAUGAUCGGCGAAAUCAGCAUGUUUUCGUUCGGUUUCUCGAACGCCAAGGUGCUGGCCGAGAAGAUGGUGGCGACCUUCAAACUGUCGUCCGAGCAGCUCUCGUCGCAGGAUCACUACGACUUUGGAAUGCGCGCCGUCAAAUCCGUCAUUUCCAGUGCAGGCAAUCUCAAGCGAGAGCAGCCCAACACUCCUGAGGACUUGAUCCUGCUGAGAGCCCUCUGCGACUCCAACCUCCCAAAGUUCCUCGCAGAUGACGUCCCGCUCUUCAACGGCAUCAUCUCGGACCUGUUCCCUGGUGUCGUGAACCAGCCGAUUGACUAUGGCGCCUUGCUCGAGUCGAUGAAGAAGAUGUGCGACAAGCUCGGCCUCCAGCCCGAGGAGCCUUUCAUCAAAAAGUGCAUCCAACUGUAUGAAACAACGAUUGUUCGUCACGGACUGAUGCUCGUCGGACCCACUGGCGGCGGAAAGACUUCGUGCCUGAUGGUGCUCUCAAAAGCCAUGUCGGCCUUACAAGGCGUGACUGCACCGAACGGCAAGCCGUUCGAAAAGGUCCGCGUGCACAUCCUCAACCCAAAGUCCAUCACCAUGGGCCAGCUGUAUGGCGAGUUUGACCAGCAAACGCACGAAUGGAGCGAUGGUAUCCUAUCGUGCUUGAUGCGCGAGGGUGUCGAAGAUACCACAAGCGACAAAAAAUGGUACGUCUUCGACGGCCCCGUCGACGCCGUCUGGGUCGAGAGCAUGAACACACUCCUGGACGACAACAAGAAGCUGUGUCUGUCGAGCGGCGAAAUCAUCAAGAUGGCCAACACCCAAACCAUGAUGUUUGAGGUAGAGAAUCUGAUCUACGCUUCGCCUGCAACGGUGUCUCGCUGCGGGAUGAUCUAUAUGGAGCCCGGGGCGCUUGGAAUCGAUCCCCUGAUCAGAUCAUGGAUCACGAAGCAAGAAAAGGACAUGCCGCCGCCCUUUGCGGCCGUCUUUAGCAAGAAAAUUCUCGAGUACUUCAGCCAGUACCUCGAGAGCUCGCUUGACUUUCUGCGCAAGAACCUCAAGGAGGGCGUUCCGACGACCAACGGCAAUCUGGCUCAGAGCCUGAUGCGAAUCCUGCAGUGUUUGAUGCUGCCGGUGAUCCGGGGUGAUCCAGAAUCCACGGCAUCGGUCGCGGAGCGAGCGGCCGAGUUCAAUGAUGUCAUCGAGCCGCUAUUUCUAUUUUCGCUCGUCUGGUCGGUGGGCGCAACGACAGACGCCGAUGGCCGCAAAAAGUUUGACCUUUGGCUGCGCGAGAAGAUGAAGGAGCACACGGCCGAACACAAGCUGCCCGACACGGGCACGGUGUACGAUUAUAUGUUCUCGAUCGAGAAGAAGGCCUGGAUCGUUUGGAUGGAAACUAUCCCAGAGUUCCAGAUCACCCAAAAGUCCAACAUGAGCGACGUGAUUGUCCCGACGAUGGACACGGUGCGCAACACCUAUCUGCUCGACAUUCUCCUCCGCAACAACUUCCACAUCAUCUCGUGUGGUCCAACAGGAACGGGCAAGUCCGUGACCAUCCAGGAGAAAAUCAUCAAGAACAUGGAGUCGAGCUUCAUGCCGCUGAUCUGCAACUUCUCGGCUCGCACCAGCGCCAACCAGACGCAGGACCUGAUCGACUCCAAGAUGGAGAAGCGCCGCAAGGGCGUGUUUGGUCCACCCGUCGGCAAGCGGUUUGUAAUCUUUGUGGACGACCUCAACAUGCCCGCGCUCGACAUUUGCGGCGCCCAGCCUCCCAUCGAGCUCCUGCGACAGUGGAUGGACUGCAACGGCUGGUACGACCGCAAGAACAUCGGCAAGUUCAUGGAGAUUGUGGAUUUGGUCUUUGUCACGGCCAUGGGCCCUCCCGGCGGUGGUCGCAACCCUGUGACGCCGCGGUUCAUGCGCCACUUCAACAUGCUGUCCUUUGUGGAGAUGGAGAACAUUUCGCUGCACCGGAUCUACUCCACGAUCUUGGGGGCGUUCCUGCAAAAGUUCCCGCCCGAGAUCCAGAAGGAGUGCGACCCCAUCAUCGACUCGUCCAUCCACAUCUACAACACCAUCCGCGCCGAGCUCCUGCCGACGCCGGCAAAGUCGCACUACACGUUCAACCUGCGCGAUCUCUCCAAGGUCAUCCAGGGCCUGCUCUCGGCCGACGUCAAGACGGUCAACUUCGAGACCGACAUUGUGCGACUGUGGAUUCACGAAUGUCAGCGCGUGUUCCAGGACCGUCUCGUGGAGCAGAACGACAAGACGUGGUUCAUGAAUCUGGUCAAGGGCACCAUGAACGACAAGCUCAACAUGAGCUGGAAAGAGGUGGUUACCAUCGAGCCGCUCCUGUACGGCGACUACAUGACCCCGGGCGCCGACCCAAAGAUAUAUGUCGAAAUCAAGGACAUGCGCAAGCUCGUCAAGGUUGUCGAGGAGUAUCUCGACGACUACAACUCCACGACAACGAGCCCGAUGAAGCUCGUCAUGUUUUUGGACGCCAUCGAGCAUGUCUCGCGGAUCUGCCGCAUCAUCCGGCAGCCCAUGGGCAAUGCCCUGUUGCUGGGAGUCGGCGGCUCUGGUCGCCAGUCGCUCUCCCGACUCGCAACGUUCAUGGAGGAGUACGAGCUCUUCCAGAUCGAGAUCUCCAAGAACUAUGGUCAAACGGAAUGGAAAGACGAUCUCAAGAAAGUCAUGUUCUGGGCCGGGCUCGAUAGCAAGCCGACCUCGUUCCUAUACUGCGACACGCAAAUCAUCAGCGAGUCCUGUCUCGAGGACAUCAACAACAUCCUCAACGGCGGCGAUGUCCCCAACAUUUAUACCGGCGAGGAGAUUGACCGCAUUUUGACAGCCAUGAGGCCGAUAGGCGCCGACCUGGGACUCACCCCUACCCGCGAGAAUCUGUUUUCGCUGUAUGUCAGCCGCGUCCGCCAGAACCUGCACAUGAUCAUCUGUAUGAGUCCCAUCGGCAACGCCUUCCGGAAUCGCCUGCGAAUGUUUCCCUCGCUCGUCAACUGUUGCACAAUCGACUGGUUCUCAACCUGGCCGGAAGAGGCCCUCAAGUCUGUGGCCGCAAAUUCAAUUGCCGAAAUCAGCGAUCUUGGUUCGGAAAUGGUGAUCGACGGCGUCGUCAGCCUCUGUGUGGUGAUGCACGAGUCCGUGCGGGAGAAAUGCACCCAGUAUCGCACCGAACUCAAUAGGUACAACUACGUCACUCCAAAGAGCUACCUCGAGCUCCUGGGUCUCUACAAGCGUCUGUUGGAUAAGAAACGAAACGAGGUCUUGGCCUUGCGGAAGCGCACCGCAACCGGCCUCGAGAAGCUGCUCAAUGCGACGAAGGAAGUCGAGAUCCUGCAGGAGGAGCUCGAAGCUAUGCAGCCGAUGCUUCUGCAAACAUCGCAGGAGACCGAGUAUGCCAUGCGCAAGAUUGCUGUCGACAAAGUCAAGGCCGAGGAAAUCAAGGAGAUUGUGCUCAAGGAGGAACAGUCUGCGUCCAAGAAAGCUGAGGAAACCAAAGCCAUUGCUGACGACGCCAAGAGAGACCUUGACGAGGCCCUGCCGGCCCUCGAUGCCGCUGUCGAGUCGCUCAACUCUCUAUCCAAGAACGACAUUAUUGAGGUCAGAAGUAUGCAGCGCCCGCCAGAGGGUGUGAAGCUGGUGAUCGAGGCGGUAUGCAUCAUGAAGCAGAUAAAGCCAAAGAAGAUUGACGGCGAUAAGCCAGGCAAAAAGAUCGAUGACUACUGGGAACCUGGCAAGGCUCUCCUCUCCGAGCCCCAAAAGUUCCUCGACUCGCUCUUCAACUUUGACAAGGAUAAUAUCCCCGAGCACAUCAUCACCAAGAUCAAGCCUUACAUUGACUCGCCCGAGUUCCAGGUCAGCGUCAUCUCCAGAGUCUCCAAGGCCGCCACGUCCAUGUGCCAGUGGGUCCGUGCGAUGGAAAAGUACUACUGGGUAUCGCGGACGGUCGAGCCCAAGCGCCAGCGGCUGGCCGAGGCACAAGAGUCGCUCGAUAUCACGAUGAAGCAGCUUGCCGAGCUCAAGAAAAAGCUGCGUGAGUCCGAGAUCAACAUCAAGGAAAUGGAGAAAAAGUACACCGAGUCCGUGGCCAAGAAGGAAGAGCUCUCGCGCAAGGUCGAGGAGUGUAACGUCAAACUGAGUCGGGCCGGCAAGCUGAUCUCAGGACUUGGUGGCGAGAAGCAGCGCUGGGCGAUGCAGGUCCACCAUUUUGACAUUCAGAUCAACAACGUCGUCGGUGACAUUCUCCUGUCGGCCGGCGCAAUCGCUUAUCUCGGGGCCUUCACGGCCGAGUACCGCGCGAGUCUGAUCAAGGAAUGGAUGGGGAGCCUGCUCCGGCUCAAGAUCCCACAUUCGGAGAGCGUGUCGCUCUGGGAUACUCUCGGCGACCACGUCAAGCUGCGCGAAUGGGAGCUAGCAGGGCUGCCCAAGGACAACCUCUCGCGGGACAACGGCCUCAUCGUUCAAAACUCGCGGCGAUGGCCGCUGCUGGUAGAUCCGCAGGGCCAGGCCAACAAAUGGAUCCGCAACCUCGAAAAGGACAACGGUCUGGAUAUCAUCAAGCUCACCGACCGCGACUUUAUACGCACGCUCGAGAACGCCAUCCGGUUCGGCAAGCCCGUCCUGCUCGAAAACGUGGCCGAGAAGCUUGACCCGGCACUCGAGCCGAUCCUCUAUCGCCAGACGUUCAAGCAAGGCGGCAACAUGGUCAUCAAGGUCGGCGACAGCAUCUUGCCCUACCACGACGACUUCAAGUUCUACAUCACCACAAAGCUCCCCAACCCGCACUACUCUCCUGAGACCUCGGCCACGGUCACUCUGCUCAACUUUACACUGGCUCCAUCAGGCCUCGAGGACCAGCUUCUGGCCAUGGUCGUGGCAAGUGAGCGGCCGGAUCUGGAGGAAGCCAAGAAUCAGCUGACCGUCAACAACGCACAGAUGAAGAAGGAGCUCAAAGACAUUGAGGACAAGAUUCUGUAUCUGCUGUCCUCAGUGCAGGGCAGUCCCGUUGACGACGAGCGGCUGAUCGACACCCUGGCGGCAUCUAAGGUCACCUCGGAGGAGAUUCAGUCCAAGGUCGCCACGGCCGAGCAGACCGAGAAGGAGAUCGACUCGACCCGCAACAAGUACACGCCCGUUGCCAUCCGCACCCGGAUUCUGUUCUUCUGCAUCACGGAGCUGGCGAGCAUCGACCCCAUGUACCAGUACUCGCUAGGGUGGUUCAUGAAUCUGUUCAUGGCCGCGAUCGCGCACUCGGAAAAGUCGGACGACAUUGACCAGCGUAUCGUCAACAUCAACGAGUACUUUACCUUCUCGCUCUUCUCGAACGUGUGCCGCUCGCUCUUUGAAAAACACAAGCUGUUGUUCUCGUUCCUCCUCAGCAUGCGCAUCUUGAUGAACGACGACAAGAUCGACAUGGACGAGUGGAAGUUCCUGCUGACAGGCAGCUGCGCCUCCGAAAAAUCCGGAGCGAAUCCAGCGCCCGACUGGCUCUCCCAACGCAGCUGGGCCGAGAUUCUGAUGCUGGCCUCGCUGCCGUCCUACAACACGCUCGAGCACGACUUUGCCGACUUUGUCGAGGACUUCAGGGUGAUCUUUGACUCGACCACCCCGCACAAGGAGAAGCUUCCUGGCCGCUGGGAAAACAAUCUGACGCAGUUCCAGAAGAUUCUGGUGCUGCGCUGUCUGCGCGCGGACCGAGUGACGGCCUCGAUCCAGGACUUUGUCGCGGCCCAGCUAGGCGAGCGCUUUGUCGAGCCGCAGACGUCGGACCUGUCGGCCCUGUACAAGGAAUCCAAUCCUACAACGCCACUGAUCUUUGUGCUCUCGCCGGGCACGGACCCAGCCAGCAACCUCUACAAGUUUGCCGAGGAGAUGAGGUUCACCAAGAAGCUGUUCGCGGUCUCACUCGGACAGGGCCAGGGACCAAGGGCCGAGGCGCUAAUCAAGGACGGCAUGGAGCGCGGCAUGUGGGUCCUGCUGCAGAACUGCCACCUGUCGCCCUCGUGGAUGCCGACACUCGAUCGCAUCAUCGACGGCAUCACCAUGGACAAGGUGCAUCGCGACUUUCGUCUGUGGCUGACGUCGAUGCCGACGCCAAAGUUCCCGGUGACGAUCCUGCAGAACGGCGUCAAGACGACGCUGGAGCCACCGAACGGCGUGAAGGCCAAUCUGAUGCGAACGUACUCCACCUUCAACGAGGACCAGCUCAACAGCUGUGCCAAGACGUUUGAAUGGAAGAAGCUGCUCUUUGCGCUCUGCUUCUUCCAUGCUGUGAUCCAGGAGCGCCGCAAGUUUGGUCCGUUGGGAUGGAACAUUCCUUACGAGUUUACCGACGGCGACUUGCGGAUAUGUAUCCGCCAGCUCAAGAUGUUCCUGGAAGAGUACAACGAGAUCCCCUUCAAGGUGCUCAAGUACACCGUCGGCGAGAUCAACUAUGGCGGGCGAGUCACCGACGACUGGGACCGGCGGCUGAUCAUGAGCAUUCUCGAGGAUUACUACUCUCCAAAGGCGCUCGACGACGGCUACCGGUUCAGUACCUCGGAGGUCUACUUCAGUAUCCCGGCAGAGGGAUACAACGCCUACAAGAACUACAUCAAGUCCCUGCCGAUCGACGAGACGACCGAGAUCUUUAGCAUGCACGACAACGCCAAUAUCACGUUCGCCCAGAAGGAGACGUAUUCGCUGUUUGAUCUGCUGCUGACGCUCAUGCCCAAGUCGACCAAAUUCGCCUCGGGCCAGACGCGCGAGGACAUCUUGCUCGAGACGGCAAUCUCGAUCCAGUCACGGAUCCAGCUGCCGUUCAACCUCGAGGCCAUCUCGAAAAAGUACCCAAUCGAGUACAAGGAGUCGAUGAGCACGGUGCUGACCCAGGAAGUCAUCCGCUACAACCGGCUGCUGGCCGUCAUCCAUUCGACCUUGACCGAGCUUCAGAAGGCCCUCAAGGGACUGGUGGUCAUGUCCGAGUCGCUCGAGACCAUGUCCAACAACAUCUUCAUCAACCAGGUCCCCGUGGUGUGGGCAGCCAAGGCAUACCCGUCGCUCAAGUCUCUGUCGUCGUGGGUGGUGGACCUGAUGGCGCGAUGCGAGUUUAUUCAGCGGUGGAUCGACAUUGGAAUCCCGACGGUCUUUUGGAUCUCUGGGUUCUUCUUCCCGCAGGCGUUCUUGACAGGCACCCUCCAAAACUUUGCCCGCAAGUACGUCGUGUCGAUCGACAUGCUGCAGUUUGACUUUAAGGUGAUCGACACGCGCUGGGAGGACAUCCAGAACAAGCCCAAUGACGGCUGCUACAUCCGCGGACUGUUCUUGGAGGGCGCUCGCUGGGAUCCUGGUCGCCGGUCGCUCGCCGAGAGCCGGCCCAAGGAGCUGUACACCGAGAUGAGCGUGAUCUGGCUGCUGCCAAAGGCGAAUCGCAAGAAACCCGAGAGCGGCAUCUACGACUGCCCUGUGUACAAGACACUGACACGAGCAGGCACUCUGUCGACGACGGGACACUCGACCAACUAUGUCCUCACCAUCGAGGUUCCCUCGGACCUGCCGCAGGCCCACUGGAUCAAGCGCGGAGUUGCAUUGGUGACAGGCCUGAGCUCAGGAUGGUAGACUGCACACUACUGCUUAAUAAUGAUCUGUCUGGCCACGGCUUGCAUGUUUGAUAUUGGAGCAAGAUGAAAAGAAAGAGGGGUUGGUGGGUCGGCAGGCAGGCUGUUGAGUGGUUCUGAUAUAUGAGCAAAGUGCGUGGC